AUGGACGACCCGUACGUCCUCCAGCCAGUCUUGGCGGAUUUAUACGACUCUCAUGAUCUCCUCGACUUCUCUGCGCCGGGGACGCACCACAUCACGUCGUUCUCUCCCGCCGCUUCCCCAUCUCCACCGAAAGAGAACUCGGUCGGAUCGCUGUUCAGCAGUGUCGCGGGAUUCGCGGCGGGCGUCGGGGCACGUGCUGGUAUCGCGUCACCACCACAAGGGCAAGGAUCCGUGUCGCCUGGGUCUCCAGGUGCACCUGCGAGCCCCCGAAGAGGCUCAGGCUCAGACACCGAGGUACCCGAGCGCACCGAGGUGCGGUGCGUCGAGGGCUUCGGACCAAACCUCUACGUGGGAGGGAGUGAUGGUGUCGUAGAGUGGUGGGUUUAUGAUGGGAGUGCUGGGCCGAGUGAGACCCGGGGAUGGAAGCUGCAGCGGAAACACAAGCUCUUCCCAUGCCGACCAGUGAGCCGUAUCGUACUGCUCCCCAAGGUCUCGCGCGCCCUGGUGCUCUCCGAGGGCACCCUACACCCACUCAGCCUACCCGGGCUCGAGCCUCUGCCCUCCAACUCGAUCGCGGCUGUGCGCGGCGUCGUGAGCGUCGCGCUCAACGACGACGAACUCGACUUGGCCGACAAAGACGGCACGACGGACAUGACGGUUGUGCUUGUUAAGCGCAAGGGCUUGGGAAUAUACCACCUCGGCCAGCGCAUGACCAUGGUCAAGGAAAUUCCCCUGCCCGCGCCACCUCGGUACCACGCCCUGUUCAACACGUACAUGUGCGCGGCGCUGCCAACCGAAAGCGGCCUGACGUACUGCAUCAUUGACCUGUCGGACGCGUCGUUGACCGAGGUUCUUCCGGUAUCGCAGGUUGACCCCGACGACAACUGGAAGCCCAACCCCAAUGUCGUCGUCAUUCCAGGGGAGAGCCAGUUCCUCGUCACGUCAUACACGGGCGCUAACACAAUGGGUGUCUUCCUCAACGGCCAGGGCGACCCCGAGCGCGGUACCGUCGAGUGGACUGAGCAUCCGAUCUGCAUCGCAAUCGAGAGCGGCUUCAUCAUCGCCCUCCUCCGCAACAACACGGUCGUCGUGCACAACCUCAACGACCUCGAGAACCCGGCCCAGGUCAUCUCACUCGACGCAACCGCUGACGUUUUCACCCUCUCCUACACUCCAUACGGGAUAAGCAUCCGUGACGCCGUGCGCGACGAGCGCAUGGUGCCUACACGCUUCACGCUGUUGAGCGGUGCGUUAGCACCAGCCACAGUACCGCUCGAGAGCCCCGAGGUGCCGCCAGAAUCACCAGAGAUCGGCGAACCCGAGCCCGAUGAGACUGAAGAGCCGGAAGGCGGGUCGGGCCUCACGCCUCCGUCCUCGCCCAAGUUUGCGCGCCAGCCUAUCCAGCCAGUACGGAGUUCGUCCCUCAUCUCGGCCGCUAGCGAUCGUAGGCCGCCUUUCUCCUCCGUCAUCGCCGAGACGCUCGUGGUCAGCCGACACUCGAUCCAGGGCCUCGUCCCCACCCCGGCCGUCCUCCGUCUCGAGCGCCUGUGCGCGGAGCACAGAGUCGACGAGGCGAUCGCGAUGGUAGACGAGGAGCGGCGUCGUGGGCGGCGCGGUGAGAUCGACAUUGACAAGGCGACGCACACAGCCACCGUCCGCUUCAUGCACCAGUACCUCGCGUGCCAUCUGCUCGUCGAAACUGUGUUUGAACGUGCGGGCGACUACUUUAUCCGCGGCAAGGUUGACCCGCGCGUGCUCGUCCGCCUGUUUCCCGCGUACCGCGGUAAGACAAUCGGUACGGCCGAAGAAGUCGACGUGUACGAGGGACUAGUGUCGACGCUGGAAACGAUGCAGCCAGUGGAGGACAUCAUCUCUUCGUUUCUCGACCGCAACUCGCCCCGGCCAGACCCGUCCGAGGCCGAGGAGCUGCGCCUGGCGUUGUACUACAGCGCGAAGAACAUGCUCAUCGAGUUCCUGCGCAAGACGCGCGGGCAGCGGCGGAAGGGCGGGUCGCGGGGCCUCGACUCGCGCAAGAUCGACAUUGUUGUCGACACGACGCUUGCCAAGCUCUUAGCUGAGGAGGGAACUACGCACGAGCUGCUCGCCCUGCUCGGCGGGCCGAACGACGUCGUCCUUUUGGAGCUCGAGCCCUUCCUCGCGCAACGCAAGUAUGUGCUCAGCACUGUCAUGAAAAGCGAGGGGCGGAUCGACCGGGUGCUUGAGCUGUUGAAGGAGAUCGCUGAAGGGCCUCCCGACCCGCUGUGCGACGAUCCGGUCGGCGAACUCGUGCAGACGCUCGACACGGUUGACGACCCCGAGCUCUUGCGCCACUACGUGCUGUGGAUGGUUUCGCGCGAGCCGGAGAAGGCACUCAGCCUGCUGAUUACAAAGGGGAACGCGAUCAAGGUCGACGACGAAGCACUCAUCUCGGACCUCGGCGCGGUGGACAAAGAGGCUGCUGAGCAGUACCUCGAGUACGUGGUGGUCGGCAAGCGCACGGGUUCUCCGGCACUGCACGAGCGACUGCUCUCCCACCUUCUCGAGCAGGCGGAUGAGAUGGUCGCCGACGACGGGAUCAAGUACCACCUCGAGGAGCUUGACGCCGAGUACCGUCUGGCCGGGAGCUCGAGCUACGCCGAGUUCUUCGCCGAGGUCGCGCCUCCGACGCCGUUCAAGACGCUGCGCCUGAAGCUCAUGCUGUUCCUCCAGAACGCGGUGUACGAUCUAGAUGCCGCUUCGACGCGCUUGGAGAAGAUUGAUGUGCUGGUGACGGAGCGUGCGAUCGUCCUCGGCCGCCUGAACCGACACACCGAUGCUCUCAAGCUCCUCGCCCAGGAUCUGCCUGACACGGUGUCGGCGCAGACGUACUGCACUUUGGGGGGCGAGAUCAUCCCGCCCAAGGUCGCCAAGGCGAUCACGAAGCACGAGCCAGGCGUCGCGGGAUGGUCGGCGCUAGGCGACGGGCGCAGCGGCACGGUGGACGCUGACACGCAGCACCGCCUUAUUGUUGAGUUGUUGCGCGCGUACAUGGGCGACAGUGGGGGUUCGGCACGCUCGGCCAGCCUGUUGUCGGCGCAGGGCGUGCAUUUGGACGUGGACGAGGUUCUGGACAUGGCGCCGGGGGAUUGGCCACUCGACACCGUCACGACGUUCUAUCGCCGGAGUUACCGACGUCUGCUUCAGGAGAAGACGACGGGGUUGAUCCUCAAGAGCAUUGCGGCGGGACAGAACCUCGAGACGAGCCAGCGAUACCUCGACGCCAUGAUGCACGUACCGCCAACUACGCUGGACGCGCCGGAGGAAGCGGAGAAGACGGUCAUGUACGAGGAGAAGGAGAUGAGUGAGAAGACGGUCGAGAGUGUGAGCGAUGAGAGCGACGAGAGUGACGAGAGCGAGAAGCCGCGCGAGCAUUAUCCCGCUGCCCGACUAUCGCGCAUGUGA
Messenger RNA from Cutaneotrichosporon cavernicola, 3441 nucleotides. RefSeq lists its product as uncharacterized. Gene Ontology annotation, biological process: endosomal vesicle fusion; autophagy; vesicle-mediated transport. Gene Ontology annotation, cellular component: fungal-type vacuole membrane; cytoplasm. The transcript has 6 exons. Bases 1 to 3441 code for a protein of 1146 amino acids. The record is from RefSeq and is a predicted model, not a curated record. Lineage: Eukaryota; Fungi; Basidiomycota; Tremellomycetes; Trichosporonales; Trichosporonaceae.